GAACAUGUGAUAGAAAACAAUUUUACGUCAGCAGGUUGGGGGGAAAACAACCCAGAAAGAAGUGGAUAACUACAAAUGAACGAUUUGCUGUGGAGAGACUUCUGAAAACGCCAUGGAGAAGGCUCCAAAACAGGACGUAUGGAACAUGGCCGACCUGGAAGGGAUGUUCAGGAAGGUUGCUGAAACAAGGAAAGGGAGGGAGAAAUUGAUGAAGUCUUAUAAAAGACUUCGAUUCAUCUACCAUCAGCUGAAAGAAAAACUUGAGGUUGAGCAGGAGAAGAAAAAUACAGAUCAAGAGCAACCAUCAAGUAGAACACAUGAACUUGAUGCAGAAAACAUACAGGUAUCAACAGAGGACUUUAAACUUAAAAAUGAAGACAUUGAUACAUCAGGACCAAUUGAUUACACUAAUAAAACCCGUCUUAAGGAGCCUUGCGAACAGCUACCUUCAUCCAAUGGCAAGGACAGUGUGUGUGAAGGUGCUUCAUCCUCUCAACAUGGAGGAGCAGUAUGUACUGUUCGAUCCUCUGAGACUCCCCACAGCUCUACUUCUAGUGAAGAUUCAAAGUGUUUACCAAACACUGGCAACAUUUUCCCGGCACAUACAGAGGCAAGGAGUUAUAUGGUAAGAGAUGAAGACAAUGGUCCUGAAGAUGUUGUGGAAGACAAGCCAAUGAUCAUCCAAGAGUCUUCAGUUGCUACUGAUAUGAGAAAACUUGCAAUGCCCGAGGUAUCAGGAUAUCCAUAUGUGCAAAAUAUCACUCCAGGUGUUGUCUCUUUGCCAGAUACAGAAAUGAUAGAUGUUAAAACUUUAUAUAAAUCAUUAGGUAUACAGAAUGUGUAUACUUCUGAAGGGGAAAAAGGAGCAAAUACACACCACAAAAAAGAUCGGGGGAUGAAAAGUUCCAGUCUUGAAAGCCUCCAACUGGCUCCAAAGCAAGGGAUGAAUAAUUUCUUUGCAGAAACGUCUUCAAGUAGUUCCCAAUCAGAUCAGCAGAUGGAUCCAGUUGACAGUGCAGCAUCUGAUGUUUCUGCAGACUUUUCAAAAUGUGAUCUCAAAACGUUGUUGCUUUCAAGCCCAGUAUGUCCAAUCUGUAACAAAAGCUUCUCCGCAAAGUCAGUUCUGAAAAAGCAUUUGCUCAUUCAUACCAACACUCGUCCAUACAAAUGUGGGACUUGUGGGAAUGGGUUCAAUUCAAGAAGUUCUUUACAGACGCACGAGAGGCUCCAUUCGGGAGAGCGGCCCUAUGGAUGUCGAUAUUGUGAGUUGAGAUUUGCAGUGAGUAGCCACAGAACAACACAUGAACGGACUCACACAAAAGAGCAGCCAUACCAGUGUGAGUUCUGUUCCCGUCGUUUCUCUCUAAGCUGUUCUCUGCAGCGGCAUCGACGACUCCACACAGGGGAGAGGCCGCACAAAUGCAGUGAGUGUGGCAGUGAUUUCAAACAGAAGGAGCACUUGAAGUAUCACAAAGCGAAAUACCACACUGGUGAGAAGCUGCACAGGUGUCCAGAAUGCAAUGAAGCUUUUGUCUAUGCCCAGCAGCUGAAGCACCAUAGGGCCAGGGUGCACACUGGAGAGAUGCUUUACAAGUGUAAUUACUGCAGUGAGGCAUUUUCCUAUCCCCAUCAGUUACGGUCUCACAGGGCUGAAGUUCACUCAGGUGAGACCCCUUACAAGUGCAGUCACUGCGGUGAUGCUUUUAAUUCAUGCCAGGAGCGGGAUUGUCAUAGAGAUCAGGUUCAUACAGGUGCGAACCCCUACAAAUGUGAAGACUGUGUGUGCGUGUUCUACCAUCCUAAGGAGUUGGAGCACCACCGGAUGCAGGUUCAUCAGGAUAAAGAAUCCCAAUGCCUGCCCUACUUUGGAGCUGAUGUAGAUGUAGCUGAGCCUCUGGAUGCUGAUUAAACAGCUGGAUGUAGCUUAAGGGUAAAUACACCGAGCAUUAGAUCCAGUAGAUGCACCAUCUCUGAACACAAUGUCGCAAAUAAGGGUAUCUGCUAAUGUGUGAGGUUGAUGAUUUACAAAUAUCCAUGUUACUAACAAACUGUUGUAACUACCUCAAACAAGAGGUCUGUUAGGGUGGUGAUGAACAACAUGCCCUGUCUCUAACACUCCGCUGUAAUUACCUCAAGUAAGUGGUCUGUUAGUUCUAGCAGGGGAGCGUGAAUUUUAAUUGUUGUGUUUUCAGUGUCAGCAUGUGUUCUUCUCGGAGGUUUUACUGACAUUGAACAUCAUUUCAUGUUCUUAGAUAGGUGACAUGAAAUUUUGUGGAACCAGCAUAAUGUUGUAAAUGCCUUGCCUGCGAAGAAUGUUGGCCUGAGAAUGUGUUGUACAGAAGGUUCUUUGGCUGGAACCAACAUCCUGCUGUAGAUGUCCAUUAGUUCUUAGUGGAUGUUGCUUAGAAAAAAACAUGGAUUGACCCAAGGUCAUGUUGUAUAUACCUAGCCUGUGAGGAGCAUUAGUUCUAGGGGAUGUGUUCCUCACGAGAUUCUCAAGCCAGAACAAAAUUAUUUUGUAUAUGUCUAGGUCUGUGUGGAACAUUAGUUCUAGGGGAUGUGUUCCUCACAAGAUUCUCAAGCCAGAACAAAAAUGAUUUUGUAUAUGCCUAGGUCUGUGAGGAGCAUUAGUUCUAGGGGAUAUGUUCCUCACGAGAUUCUCAAGCCAGAACAAAAAUGAUUUUGUAUAUGCCUAGGUCUGUGUGGAGCAUUAGUUCUGUGGUAUGUGUUCCUUAGAAGAUAUUCUAGCUGGAACCAAGAUGGUUUUGGGUUAGGAGAUACUCAAGCCAGAACAAAGAUCAUGUUGCAGUAGCCAAGCUUGUAAAGAAUGUUAGUUUUUUGGGAUGUGUUGUACAGCAGAUACCCUCACUAGAAUCAACAUCCUAUUGUAUAAGUCUAGCUUAUGAUGAUUGAUAGCAUCUCCAUGAGGUGUAGUACAGAGGAUAUCCUUGCAAGAAUCAACAUCACGUUGUAGAUGCCGAGCUUAUGAUGAGUGUUAGUUCUUACACUGUAUAGGGGAGAGCAUGCAAGGUAAAUACACUAUCACAAUAUGCUUAUUAUUCCAUACAUUUCUUAUUAUUAUUAAGACUAUAUUCUGUAGGGAUGCCAAUACAUCGAUACUUUUUCUAAGACGAUACAAUUAUCUACACAUUCAAAACUGUAUCGAUAUUAGUUUUGA
This is a messenger RNA of Haliotis rubra (blacklip abalone), 3178 nucleotides long. Its product is annotated as zinc finger protein 737-like. Bases 113 to 1909 code for a protein of 598 amino acids. The transcript is spliced from 3 exons. The record is from RefSeq and is a predicted model, not a curated record. Lineage: Eukaryota; Metazoa; Mollusca; Gastropoda; Lepetellida; Haliotidae. Gene Ontology annotation, biological process: regulation of transcription by RNA polymerase II. Gene Ontology annotation, molecular function: DNA-binding transcription factor activity; RNA polymerase II cis-regulatory region sequence-specific DNA binding.